Messenger RNA from Eurytemora carolleeae, 975 nucleotides. RefSeq names its product ribonuclease P protein subunit p30 (gene Rpp30). The coding region runs from base 93 to 947 and encodes 284 amino acids. Gene Ontology annotation, cellular component: nucleolar ribonuclease P complex. Gene Ontology annotation, molecular function: RNA binding. Gene Ontology annotation, biological process: tRNA processing. The record is from RefSeq and is a predicted model, not a curated record. The transcript has 2 exons. Lineage: Eukaryota; Metazoa; Arthropoda; Copepoda; Calanoida; Temoridae.
ACAAAUUUAUACUGAUCUUAGAUCUACACUGAAAGAAAUUGUUCGUGCCAGAAACAGGUUAAGUCAAGAAAACUAAUCUUACAGAGUAAAUAAUGGAAACUGACCUAGGAUAUGCAGACUUAAACAUUCCUGUUGCGAGAACCUCUGAUGCAGGCCUAAGAUCUUUGAUUAAGCGCGCCCUGGAGCUUGGUUAUCAAACAGUUGCUUUAAACACUGUAGUCGACCAGGAGAACUUGAUGACAAAGAAGAAGAAACAGAAGGCUGGUGAACUAAACAAACUUUCGGAGUUUCCUGAACCAACCAUAGUUGAACUGAACCCUGAAGAUUAUCCUCAUCUCCAUUCUCGAGGACUUAAACCUAAAAUACUCACAAGAUUAACCAUUAUGAUCUCGGAUAAUGACUUUUUGAUCCAUUAUAACAAAUCAGAAAUUGUUAAAAAUUAUGAUCUCUUAGCAAUCAUUCCAAAAACUGCACAGUGCCUGAUUUCUUUACUAAAAUCAUCUUUUCGGUUUGACAUUCUCUCUUACACUCCCGACCUCAUUUACUCCGGUGUCAAAUGGCAACGGAAACUUUAUAACGAGUGCAUAGAAAAGUUUAUACAUUUUGAACUUAUGUAUGUCCCUGCUAUAGUAGACAGAGAGGAUAGAAGAAAAACUAUCGGGUUGUCCCACUCUUACCAAUCAAUUGGGAAAUCAAAGAAGAUUUUCUUCUCUAGUUCUGCUACGAAGCCAAUUGAACUCCGGUCUCCAAGCGACGUAUCAAACCUGGCAUUUAUAUUUGGUAUGAACGAGAACCAAGGGAAGGACGCCGUCAAGAAGCACUGUUUGGACAUAUACAAAGCUGCCUUGGGCCGGAAACUCGGUGUGUACAGGGUUAGAGUUGAGAAAAUCCAAGGAGAACCUGUGGAAGAGAGUGGAAGUGAUUCAGAUGGGAUGGAAACAGAUUGAUUUAUAUUUAUUUAUUAUAUUUUCAGAA